AUGCUGAUGAAUCUCGGCCCGCUGUGGAGUUUGUUCCCUAAGGUAGGAAAUUGAAGAUGGGAUGAUAUGAGGACAAAGGGCCAGGUGCGGUGCGUCUAAUCGACUGGUGCUCAUCAUCAGUCAGGCUUCGUUGAAUUAACUGUAAAAUGCCUUGAGAUGGGCUCUGGGUUUGCUCUGUUGAAGUGUGGGGAUGGGUUCGAGCAUGAAAAUGGCUUAGCGCUUGAAGAUGCGUAACAGGAGUUAUUUUUGAGUGGUUAGAAUGUCAGGUCAGGAGGAGGCUUCUACGGCUACAAAGAACAUGAAGUUGCUAUGCCCUGAUUUCUGGCCUCCCAUUUUUUAGCACAGCGAUCAUGAUGAUAGUUAUUCUCCUUAGUUAGCCUAGCCCUUGCAGCUAGUGUGUUGCAGGAGCCCUGACUGUGUGGUCAAGUGGAAUGUUGGUUAAAGCCAUUCUAACCUCCAGCCAUUUCUCUCCUUCCAGGGCUUUCUGAAGAAUGAGAGGGACAAUGCGCUGCUCUCUGCCAUUGAGGAGUCACGUCGCAGAGUAAGUGGCACUCUCUCCUGGCUGACUGGUUGCCAUGACCACACCCUCUCUGCACCCCAUGUUCACAUUUCACAUAUAAUAUUUUUUUCUUUAACAUACCUGGGGCCUCAUUUAUCAAUAUUGCGUUGAAACUAUUCUAAAAUACUACUUAAGAACGGAAUUUAGAUUGUUCGUACACAUAGAAAAAGUGUGAUUUAUCAAACAAUCCUAUGAGCAUCAUACGCACACUGGUAGGAGAUCCGUUGAUAAAUACCAAUUGUUUUCAGCCUCAGUGCUUGUGCACAACCUUGGCUAUUUGCAUUUCGAAACGCUGCUAAUUAACCAUAUAGUCAAUCAUGGGGAAUAUACAACGCCGUACCAUGAAAUAGCCUACAAUGGCACAACCCCAAAAAGCUAAGAAAAAAAAAAAGAUUUCCGAGACUGAAAUAGAGGUGCUAGUGUCAGAGAUGGAAUACAACCAAAAUAUUUUGUUUGGCUCACCCAGUUGUGGUUUGACCAGUCAACAUUUAAACAUCGCUGCAAAGAGAGGACCAUUAGGACAAUUCUAAGUUGCUUUAGCAAUGGCAAAUAAACUUCAAAUGAGUAGACAACACGCACCAAUAAGCCAUAUAUUCUCAACAGCUCCCUCCUGUAGGCUUAUAGGCCAGCAUUGCUGUUUUGCAGAAUGAACGAGUUGUGUGUUCCACCUUGCCAACACAUUCAGCAGCGUUUUAUUGCGCAUCACAUAACCUAUCACCUGCACAUUAAGAGUAGAAGCCUUUUCUGUUUACAUAGUUCAACUCGUUUUGGGAUGGUGCUUUUAUGGCGAUAUGGGUGCCGGCUAUUGCGCCGUUCGUAUUUGGGAACCCAUUGGUGGCACAAAAAAAAACUUGUUGUGCUAUGGUUUAUGGAAAUGGUAUGUUACAAAUUGUAUGUUAUUGCAUACAAAACAUUGGUUCGUCGAGGGAUGUGAGAUGCCGAUGGGCAAGCUCCGGCUGAAAAGUGCCCGUUGCCAAAAACCUGAGGGUGGAUAGCACUUUGAUGUGCACCAGAAUGGCCUUUCUAAAUGGGUUUUAAAUCCUAUAAGGAUCCUAUAAGAUUGGUUUUGGGAAACGAUAUCUGAUGAGCCAAUCUGUCGUUUCUGAAAAAAAGUCCCACCUGUCUCUAAAAACGCGCGCUCUGCGAAAUGCAGCGUGUGCCAAAUCUUCCAACCGAGCAAGAUCAGCCAUCUCUCAUUCGAUUUCCCAUUAUCUCAGUCUUUUAUAGUAUUUCAACAAUAGUUUAACUUUCACACGUGCCUCUAAUUCAGCAAAUUACUGUACUUUUAUAUGGAUUAUUAUCGUAACAAAUGCACUGAUGUGGUCACAAUGGAAAUACAAUUAACUCUAACAUAUAUAUUUUCCACAUCCUACACUUGACAAGCAGUUCCCUUAUUCCACCACUUGCCACUGUGCGUACACAUGGUCAUGGCUAUGUUUAAAUUUACACACAGUCUCAAGCAAACGUUCAUAUUGAUAAAUCUCACACUUUGCUAUUGUAUAGCCAAUGGUUUCCCUCUAUGACAUCUUGACAUACCACAUUUUCUCAUGAAUAGGCUACAGUUGCAAUCUGUCUCGCACUUUUUAAUAAAAAGAAUAAACCCAUACCCUGGGUUGUCAAUCAUGACUUGCUCACCUUGUUCCAAUAUAAACCCUUAGCCUAUUAUCUUUCUAAAAUGGUUUCCUCUGCAUGAGUUCAGACCAGGUUUAAUUAGGAACAGUUCCAAUUAUCAUCCGCUGUCCCUGUGGGAUUGAGAUAGACAAGGUCUCUGGAUUCUAAUCGGUUCUUGGCUAAAUCUGGACCAGCCAUAUAUGCAGACCCACUUUAGCAUCACAAUCCCAUCCCUCCACACACCAUGGCAUCACAGGGCGUGACCCAGUUUGAAGAGCCACCAUAGUCCCAGAUCUCACUUUUACUGUGUCCCAGGAUACCUGCAUGGGUGACUGUGGUGAUUGGAGAUGUUUAUUGUGCACAGAUAAAGUGCAUUCAGAAAGUAUUCAUACCCCUUGACUUAUUCCACAUUUUGUUGUGUUACAGCCUGAAUAAUUUUAUUUUUAAUUUUUUUUAUUUUCAAACCCAUCUACACCCAAUACCCCAUAAUUACAAAGUGAAAACAUGUUUUUAGAAAUGUUUGCACAUUUAUUGCAAAUGAAAUACAGAAAUAUCUAAUUUAAAUAAAUAUUCACACCCCUGAAUCAAUACAUGUUAGAAUCACCUUUGGCAGCGAUUACAGCUGUGAGUCUUUUUGGUUAAUAUAUUUGCACAUUAUUCUUAAUUUUUUUUAUUCAAACUCUGUCGAGUUGGUUGUUGAUCAUUGCUAGACAGCCAUUUUCAAGUCUUGUCAUAGAUGUUCAAGCUGAUUUAAGUCAAAACUGUAACUAGGCCACUCAGGAACAUUUAAGGUUGUCUUGGAAAGCAACUCCAGUGUAUAUUUGGCCUUGUUGUAGGUUAUUGACCUGCAGAAAGGUGAAUUUGGAAAGCAGACUGAACCAGGUUUCCUCUAGGAUUUUGCCUGUGCUUAUCUCUAUUCCGUUUCUUUUUAUCCUAAAAAACUCCCUAGUCCUUGCCAAUGACAAGCAUACCCAUAACAUGAUGCAGCCACCACCAUGCUUGAAAAUAUGAAGAGUGGUAGUCAGUGAUAUGUUGUUGGAUUUGCCCCAAGGACAUAAAGUUAAUUUCUUUGCCACAUAUUUUGCAUUUUUACUUUAGUGCCUUAUUGCAAACAGGAUGCAUGUUUUGGAAUAUUUUGAUUCUAUACAGGCUUCCUUCUUUUCGCUCUGUCAUUUAGGUUAGUAUUGUGGAGUAACUACAAUGUUGUCGAUCCAUCCUCAGUUUUCUCCUAUCACAGCCAUUAAACUCUAACCUUUCUUUAAUGUCACCAUUGGCCUCAUGGUGAAAUCGCUGAGCGGUUUCCUUCCUCUCCUGCAACUGAGUUAGGACGCCUGUAUCUUUGUAGUGACUGGGUGUAUUGAUACACCAUCCAAAGUGUAAUUAAUAACUUAAACAUGCUCAAAGAGAUAUUGAAUGUCUGCUUUUUUAUUUUUACCCAUCUACCAAUAUAUGCCACCCUUUGCGAGGCAUUGGAAACCCUCCCUGGCCUUUGGUUGAAUCUGUGUUUGAAAUUCACUGCUCGACCGAGGGACCUUACAGAUAAUUGUAUGUGUGGGGUACAGAGAUGAGGUAGUCAUUCAAAAAUCAUGUUAAACACUAUUGCACACAGAAUGAGUCCAUGCAACUUAUUAUGUGACUUGUUAAGCACAUUUUAUUUAGGCUUGCCAUAACAAAAGGGUUGAAUACUUAUUGACUCAAGACAUUUCAGCUUUUACAAAUUUAAUAAAAAAUGAAUAUCUAAAAACAUAAUUCCACUUUGACAUUAUGGGUGGGGUAUUGUGUGUUGGCCAGUCACACAAAAUCUCAAUUUAACUCAUUUUAAAUUCAGGUUGUAACACAACAAAAUGUGGAAGAAAUCGAGGGGUGUGAAUACUUUCUGAAGGCACUGCAUCUCCCAUGGCGAGAGGUUUUGCAGCGUUGGCUAUUUUAAACCAAUCACAUGGUUUCUAACCCAUUUAUGCAGCCUAGCCUGGUUCUCUCAAUUAUUUUCAAAUUGGUCUGUCCAAAUUAAAUUUGUUCUCUCUCUCUUCGUACUUACGUGUUCUCUUUUCUUGUCCCCUGUCAGACGUUCCUCCUGGCAGAGGAGUACCACCGUGAGUCCAUGCUGGUUCAGUGGGAGCAGGUGAAGCAGAGAGUACUGCACACCUUGCUGGGAGCAGGGGAGGAUGCUCUGGACUUCAGCCAAGACGUAGAGGUCAGUGUCUCUCCAUCUGAUGUCUAUCUUUGUCCUAUAAACCCUAUUAACGCCAGUGCAUAAAGCACACAUCCAGAUAUAAUCUAUAUACGUAUAAUAUAUGACUUGACCGCAUUGAGAUAAAUAUGCACUCAUCAAAAAAAAUUACUAACCCACAUGGAUGUUGCUGAUUUUUUUUUUUUUUUUAUCAUUCUUUUUAAAAUAUUUUUUAGAAAUGGCAAGCACUCCUGUUUUUAAUAAGUGUUAUCAGUCUUUACCAAAGCAAGGUUGGUUUUAUGUAGCUUUGUUUAGAUAACCUUCAGGGCUCCAGCUAUUUAGUAUAGUAGGAAAAUUGCUGUGCUAAUCACAAUUUCCUAACUUUAGUUCUUACACAUUGUCCUGUGGAGUGUGUGUUAGAGUUGAUUUGGAGGGAUUUUGUCCUUCUCUGUGCUUAUUGAAUUAUUAACCAACAGUUACAUUUUACAUUUCUGACCUGCUGUUCACCCCCUAUGCCAGAAACACACCCUCUACUGUGUUCAGUUGUUGCUGUCUAUGCUCUCUUCUCUUAUAAUGCCAUGUCUCAUACAGCAUUUAUACUGCCCUAUACAUGUAAUAUACAUUGUAUGGGUGUGUCCCUUUUUGUUCUCAAGAAUACAUGGUUGAUCUGGAUAAAUGUUUAUGCGUGUACGUGCAUGCAUUUUAGAAUGCGAGUGCAUUCAACCAUGAGCUUUGUUCACUAUGGCUUCCACGCGACAUUGGACUACAAUUAUGAGCAACAAAGAUUGUGAUAACCCUUGGGUUAUCUUGCCAUCACAUAGCUACACACUUUUAUUCACAAUUUUUUAGGUUUACCCUUUCCUCUCAGGGCAGCUUUCUAUUUGAGAUUCAGUAAAAUCACUUGUCAUGUAUCGUCUCCCUGUGUGUUUGUGUUGCAGCCCAGCUUUGUGAGUGACGCAGGGACUCCUGGGCGGAGUGCUCUUGACAGCGUCGAGGUAGCCUAUGGACGACAGGUUAGUAAUUUGGCCUGACGCUGAUUACACUGCAGCACCACUUAGCGUGAGAUACCUACAGUACAUAGGCCAAAAGGGAAGUUCAGUCUACAAUUAGUCUCAUUUCAAAUGUUCAAAGAUGUGAGUCACCAAAGCCGUUCUCUCUCGUGUAUUUUAUACAUUUCCCUAUGUGAAGAUAUUAGACUUUAAUAGGCUGUAAUACAUCCAGUCAGCCUGGGGCUAAGUGCCCUGGAACCUCCUGGGCUGAAUGGAUGCACAGCCUCAGUCAGGAUGCAGCUGCACUGUAGUGCACUUCACGUCGUAGUAAUGGGGUCAUGCUAAGCAAGGCAGCAAUAGAUCAAAGAAUUGAUUAGCUGGCAGAGCCCGGGCAUGCUGGGUAAUUUAUCUGCCCCAUUGCACGGGGGUAGGACAGCCUGUCUCUGUCUCGUCCUCCCCAGUCACUCGAUAUACACCAGAGUUUUAGUCCACUGGUUAAAGAGGACAGAAUGUGUCGCCAUAUCGCCUGCGGUGUCAUCAUGCUGGUCUUUGUGAUCUUCUUUGAUGACCUCCUGAACGUUUUCAUCCUUUUUGUCUUGUUUUUCAUCAUCCAUCACUUCACUAUGCGGCCAUAGUGUUCCCUGGGGACGACUGGGACUAGGGCACGGAUCAGGGCUUCCUGGUCUUAGUGCUGAAACGGACAGCAUUCAGUCUGUCAGUACCUGUCUGUCCUCUGACCCAUCUCUAAGUGUUUCUCUGCUUUUGUUCUGCCUCAGAUCUACGUCUUCAAUGAGAAGAUAGUGAACGGACAUGUCCAGCCCAACCUGGGAGACCUCUGUGCCUCAGUGGCAGACAGCCUAGAUGACAAGGUAAGCUCCACGGAACCAUUCCACAUACCUUUGUCUCUGUCUACAUUUGUCUUCCGCUGGGUUGGUAAAUUCUCCAAUGGCCAAUUGUGGACAUUUGGGAAAUGAGUGUGUAUAUCUGAAAGAGUGUAUAUGCUUGUCUCUACAGAACGUGACAGACAUGUGGCUGAUGGUGAAGCAGAUGACAGACGUGCUGCUGGUCCCAGCCAAAGACACGCUGAAGAGCCGCACGGCCGUGGACAUGCAGAUGGCUUUCGUCACGCAGGCCCUGCAGUUUCUGGAGAACAGGUCAGAGGAGGAGAGAACCGUAGAAUUAGAAUGAGAACACUUCCUAAAUGGAUUACAAAACGACACUCCUGUAGUUACCCCUCCACUAACGUUUCUCUUUGUGUUCCCUCAACGGCAGCUACAAGAACUACACCAUGGUGACGGUGUUUGGGAACUUGCACCAGGCCCAGCUAGGCGGAGUCCCUGGCACCUAUCAGCUGGUCCGCAGCUUCCUCAACAUCAAACUGCCAGGGCCUCUGCCAGGCAUGCAGGUACUACUGCCCCCACACUGCAGCACAUUCUGCUAGAGACAACAUCAGCACUGUGCACAGCCUUGCAUAGCACUGGACUAUUCCAGUUGGUAUUUUUACUAAGUGAAGUGUAGAUACAUGCAGGUAAACUCAGCUGUGUGUGUGUGUUAUAACAGGAUGGUGAAGUGGAGGGUCACCCAGUCUGGGCUCUGAUCUAUUACUGCCUGCGCUGUGGGGACCUGGGGGCAGCCAUGCAGGUGGUGAACCGGGCUCAGCACCAGCUGGGAGACUUCAAGACCUGGUUCCAGGAAUAUAUGAACAGCCCUGACAGACGGUAGGAACCUCAUACAUAAUGUACCUCCACUGUGUGUAGUAAACUGGUCUAAACAGAUUAGCUUUCCAUUUCACUUUCUCCUGCAAUUUGACGUGCUGUAACACUAUGGCUCAGAACACCAAGCACCAGUGUGAUUGCUUUGCUCAUAUGAAUCUAAUCUGCUUAGUACUUAUUUUCUCUCCAUCUAUGUCUACUGCUCUCUGUCUACUGCUCUCUGUCUACUGCUCUCUGUCUACUGCUCUCUGUCUGACCUGUGCUGUGUCCUUUCCUCAGCUUGGCCCCUGCCACAGAGAACAAGCUGCGUCUCCACUACCGCAGAGUGCUGAGGAACAGCGCUGACCCCUACAAGAGGGCCGUCUACUGCCACAUCGGGAAGUGUGACAUCGCAGACAACCAUGGAGAGGUGGCCGACAAGACCGAGGACUACCUGUGGCUCAAGGUGCUUGCCUGAUGACCAGUCUGUAGAGUCAGGAUAUUAAUAUUUUACCACUGUACAUGAUUCAUAGUGCUAGUUGGGGAGAAUCAGGUAAAAUAGGGUUGCCUGUUGUAAAUUAACCAUCACAUUAACGUAGACCUGUCCCUUCCUCCAUGCCCACAGCUCAACCAGGUGUGCUUCGAUGAGGACGGCAGCAGUGCACCUCAGGACAGACUGACACUGGCCCAGCUACAGAAACAGCUUCUAGAGGACUAUGGUGAGUUCAGAACACUGCUGGGUACAUGACAGCCAGACUACUAAAUUGAACAGAAAUAGACCUUAAAUACUAAUUCUAAAAGAGAAUACUGUCUAGGACUGGAGGACUCUAUUAAAGUAGAGUUGUGUAAUAGCACCACUUCCCAGUCCCUCCUGGGAACUGCUCUGCUCAGAUAAGAGUGCUUCACUGUUCACUCUUAAGACUUAAACUUUUCUUAAGUUUUAUCAGACAUAAGGAGGCAAAGCUCUCCCACCUGGAGGAUGAGUCAUGGCUUGUUAUCUUGCUCAUUUCAACACAGUGCAAUAAAAGGUGACUGUGACUCAUAGAUAAGCCUGCUGCCUUUCAAAAUGGCUGAUGUAUUCAUGUUUACUUCCUACUUAGUUGAACAUGAACUUUAUUGAGAGGGAUUAAUGCAAGUUGAUGUUGAUGACUAAGUAGUAGAAGUGGAAUAAUUUUGGUAUUUGAAAUGCUGAGUAAAUACAUUGCUGACUAUUCAUCUAUAUUCAGUUAGCAUGUUCUAUAUUCCCUUUCCCAUGUUGUGAAUGUGAUCCUAAUGAUUUUGAGUUUAUUUCUGUGCCUCUCCUAUCUGCAGGAGAGUCUCACUUCUCAGCCAUCCAGCAGCCGUUCCUGUACUUCCAGGUGCUGUUCCUAACGGCCCAGUUUGAGGCUGCUGUGGCCUUCCUGUUCCGGGUGGAGCGUCUACGCAGUCAUGCUGUUCACGUGGCUCUGGUUCUCUACGAGUUACGGCUGCUGCUCAAGUCAUCAGGACAGAGCGCACAACUGUGUAAGUCCCUCUGUCAGGCUACGUGUUUGACUUCCUCUACAUUUGCUUAAUUUCUAGUCACACACCUUUUGUAGUUUUGAAGCUGAUACUGAUAAGUGAAUGUUUUUCUACAUUUCAGUGAGUCAGGAGGCUGGGGACCCCCCUAUGGUGCGACGGCUCAACUUCAUCCGUCUCCUCAUGCUCUACACACGCAAGUUUGAGUCCACAGACCCCCGGGAGGCUCUACAGUACUUCUACUUCCUACGGUAUGUUAAGUUACAUUGCAGCCAUCCUCCUAAGAGAUGCUGCGCUCAGUUGGGGAGAACUCUCCACCACUCCACUGUGUGCUAAUAACACUUGGAGGCAUGGCGGUAUAAAGGGAAAAUGAAGUCUCUGUUAGGGGGUUUCUGGGUGAUGGAAGAAAUGAGGCCUUAUGUAUAAGCCAGUGGGCCAUGAAUCCAGUUCACCAUGAAUAAUACAGAGGCUUUCACACAUGCCAUUGGUUGGGUCAUUUACUCUUUCUUUUGGGGUUAAAUUGAAUAAAGAGUUUUGAUUAGAGCCUUCAGACCUCUAUCGUUAUUUAAAAGCUGUAAUGUGUAUCAAAUAAUUUAGUUUGAAUAUCAAAUACAGUGGCUUGCGAAAGUAUUCACCCCCUUGGCAUUUUUCCUUUUUUGUUGCCUUACAACCUUUUUGGGGGUUUGUAUCAUUUGAUUUACACAACAUGCCUACCACUUUGAAGAUGCAAAAUAUGUUUUAUUGUGAAACAAACAAGAAAUAAGACUCUGGAAGACUUAAACCGGUUUCCCUCAAGAAUUUCCCUGUAUUUAGCUUCAUCCAUCAUUCCUUCAAUUCUGACCAGUUUCCCAGUCCCUGCCAAUGGAAAAACAUCCGCGCAGCAUGAUGCUGCCACCACCAUGCUUCACUGUGGGGAUGGUGUUCUCGGGGUGAUGAGAGGUGUUGGGUUUGCGCCAGACAUAGCGUUUUCCUUGAUGGCCAAAAAGCUCAAUUUUAGUCUCAUCUGACCAGAGUGCCGCCUUCCAUAUGUUUGGGGAGUCUCCCACAUGCCUUUUGGCGAACACCAAAUGUGUUUGCUUAAUUUUUUCUGGCCACUCUUCCGUAAAGCCCAGCUCUGUGGAGUGUUCGGCUUAAAGUGGUCCUAUGGACAGAUACUCCAAUCUCCGCUGUGGAGCUUUGCAGCUCCUUCAGGGUUAUCUUUGGUCUCAUUGUUGCCUCUCUGAUUAAUGCCCUCCUUGCCUGGUCCGUGAGUUUUGGUGGGCGGCCCUCUCUUGGCAGGUUUGAUGUAGUGCCAUAUUCUUUCCAUUUUUUAAUAAUGGAUUUAAUGGUGCUCCGUGGGAUGUUCAAAGUUUCAGAUAUUUUUUAAUAACCCAACCCUGAUCUGUACUUCUCCACAACUUUGUCCCUGACCUGUUUGGAGAGCUCCUUGGUCUUCAUGGUGCCGCUUGCUUGGUGGUGCCCCUUGCUUAGUGGUGUUGCAGAUUCUGGGGCCUUUCAGAACAGGUGUACUGAGAUAAUGUGGCACUUAGAUUGCACACAAGUGGACUUUAUUUAACUAAUUAUGUGACUUCUGAAGGUAAUUGGUUGCACCAGAUCUUAUUUAUGUGCUUCAUAGCAAAGGGGGUGAAUACAUAUGCACGCACCACCUUUCCGUUAUUUAUUUUGUUUCACUUCACCAAUUUGAAAUCCAAAUAAAAAUCCAUUUAAAUUACAGGUUGUAAUGCAACAAAAUAGGAAAAACACCAAGGGGGAUGAAUACUUUUGUAAGGCACUGUAUGUGAUUGUCUAUCCUCUCUUCCUUUUGGGCACAGGAAUGAAAAAAACAGCCAAGGAGAGAACAUGUUCAUGUGCUGUGUUAGCGAGUUGGUGAUUGAGAGUCGAGAGUUUGACAUGCUUCUAGGAAGACUGGAAAAAGAUGGCAGCAGAAAGGUAAUGGUCACACCUUUGUUCUCACUCAUUAUAAAUGUAUGUUUUCAGAGAAGACUCUCAGUUCAAACCCAUCUGAAAUCCUUUGAAUAUUUUAAAUGUUAUUCACUUCAUUGUUAUUUAACUCACAGUUCAUAAUGAUCCCGUUUGUGAAAGCAUUCAUGGUGCUGCUGAUUUUUCCAUUGUGCUCGCGGCACUCCGGAACGUGUAUUCGGGCCGUUCAAAGAGCUGAUUGUGCCAUGUGCUUCUCCCCCAGCCUGGAGUGAUUGAUAAAUUUGCCGGAGACACGCAAGCCAUUAUCACAAAAGUGGCGCUGGAGGCAGAGAACAAGGGCCUGUUUGAGGAAGCAGUCAAACUGUAUGAGCUGGCCAAGGUGAGCAAGGCUUUGGGCGGCAAAGGUUGGGGUCAAGCUGUGUCAGUGGGUUUACUCUAGGUGAAGGUAUGGGCCGGGUUGAUAGAGAGGAAGAGUAGAAAAGAAUGAAAUGUCACCUCACAUUCCUCUAUUUUCCUUCUCUGAUCUGUAGAAUCCAGACAAAGUCCUAGAGCUGAUGAACAGGCUGCUGAGUCCUCUUAUUGCCCAAGUGGGCUCCACCCAGUCCAAUAAGGAGAGACUGAAGAACACUGCUGUUGCCAUCGCUGAGCGGUAACGUCCUGGCCACCUACUCUCACUUACAUACUUACUGUACAUGAUCUACAUUCUGCAUUACCACUGAAAUGAGAUCUUGUUUGACUGCAUCAUAUAGGCUUACUGAAAGCAAUUGUGUUAGAAAAGACGAGUGGACCAUUGAGGCUCAGUUCUUCAGUGUGUGGUCUUGUUCUCAGGUACCGGACCCAGGGUGUUGCUGGAGAGAAGUCUGUGGACAGCACCUUCUACCUGCUGCUGGACCUCAUGAUCUUCUUUGAUGAGUACCAUGUUGGUCACAUAGAUCAGGCCUAUGAUGUGAGUCUGACACCCAGGGCUUCCUGCCUGAUGGCUUACUAUGCUGUUUAUUCAGAUGGAACUGAUAGUAGUUAUGAUGACCUCUUCUUUAACUGUCCCUAACUUCUCCCCUGUCUCUCUCUCUCUCUCUCUCUCUCUCUCUCCAUUUAUGUCAGGUGAUGGAGAGACUGAAGCUGGUCCCUCUGAGUCAGGACAGUGUGGAGGAGAGGGUUGCUGCAUUCCGUAAUUUCAGUGAUGAGGUGAGAUACUGCACUCUAAUUACACUCAGUAUGCAGCACCACACUUCCAAAGUGUUCAUGUAAUCUUUUAGCAUUUUUUUCUACUGUCAAAUUUAAUUAAAUGUUAUUGGUCACAUGCUUCGUAAACAACAGGUGUGGACUAGCAGUGAAAUGCUUAUUAACAGCCCUUCCCAACAAUGCAGAGAGAAAGAAAAUAGAGAAAUUAUAGAAAUGUAAAAAAUAAAAUAAAAGUAAUAGAUACAAAUGCUAUGUGCAGGAGUACGAGGUAAUUUAGGUAGAUAUGUACAUAUAACUAGGAAUAAAUGUGACAGAUAGUAAACAGUAGCAUCAGCAUGUGUAAUGAGUCAAAAAAGUUAGUACAAAAAGGGUCAAUGCCAAUAGUCCAGUUAGCUAUUUGGUUAACUAUUUAACAAACUAUUUAGCAGUCUCAUGGCUUGUGGGUAGAAGCUGUUCAGGGUCCUCCUGUUGGUUCCAGACUUGGUGCAUCUUUACUGCUUGCCGUGCGGUAGCAGAGGGAACAGUCUAUGACAUGGGUGGCUGGAGUCUUUGACCAUUUGUAGGGCCUUCCUCAGACAUCGCCUGCUAUAGAAGUUCUGGAUAGCAGGGAGCUCGGCGCCAGUGAUGUACUGGGCCGUAAGCACCUACCCUCUAUAGCGCCUUGAGGUCGGAUGUCAAGCAGUUGCCAUACCCAAGCGGUGAUGCAGCCAGUCAAGGUGCUCUCAAUGGUGCAGCUGUAUAACUUUGAGGACAAGGGCCUGUUUGAGGAAGCAGUGAAACUACAGUGGGGGAAAAAGUAUUUAGUCAGCCACCAAUUGUGCAAGUUCUCCCACUUAAAAAGAUGAGAAAGGCCUGUAAUUUUCAUCAUAGGUACACGUCAACUAUGACAGACAAAAUGAGGGAAAAAAAUCCAGAAAAUCACAUUCUAGGAUUUUUAAUGAAUUUAUUUGCAAAUUAUGGUGGAAAAUAAGUAUUUGGUCAAUAACAAAAGUUUCUCAAUACUUUGUUAUAUACCCUUUGUUGGCAAUGACACAGGUCAAACGAUUUCUGUAAGUCUUCACAAGGUUUUCACACACUGUUGCUGGUAUUUUGGCCCAUUCCUCCAUGCAGAUCUCCUCUAGAGCAGUGAUGUUUUGGGGCUGUCGCUGGGCAACACAGACUUUCAACUCCCUCCAAAGAUUUUCUAUGGGGUUGAGAUCUGGAGACUGGCUAGGCCACUCCAGGACCUUGAAAUGCUUCUUACGAAGCCACUCCUUCGUUGCCCGGGCGGUGUGUUUGGGAUCAUUGUCAUGCUGAAAGACCCAGCCACGUUUCAUCUUCAAUGCCCUUGCUGAUGGAAGGAGGUUUUCACUCAAAAUCUCACGAUACAUGGCCCCAUUCAUUCUUUCCUUUACACGGAUCAGUCGUCCUGGUCCCUUUGCAGAAAAACAGCCCCAAAGCAUGAUGUUUCCACCCCCAUGCUUCACAGUAGGUAUGGUGUUCUUUGGAUGCAACUCAGCAUUCUUUGUCCUCCAAACACGACGAGUUGAGUUUUUACCAAAAAGUUCUAUUUUGGUUUCAUCUGACCAUAUGACAUUCUCCCAAUCCUCUUCUGGAUCAUCCAAAUGCACUCUAGCAAACUUCAGACCGGCCUGGACAUGUACUGGCUGGACACGUCUUGCACUGCAGGAUUUGAGUCCCUGGCGGCGUAGUGUGUUACUGAUGGUAGGCUUUGUUACUUUGGUCCCAGCUCUCUGCAGGUCAUUCACUAGGUCCCCCCCGUGUGGUUCUGGGAUUUUCGCUCACCGUUCUUGUGAUCAUUUUGACCCCACGGGGUGAGAUCUUGCGUGGAGCCCCAGAUCGAGGGAGAUUAUCAGUGGUCUUGUAUGUCUUCCAUUUCCUAAUAAUUGCUCCCACAGUUGAUUUCUUCAAACCAAGCUGCUUAACUAUUGCAGAUUCAGUCUUCCCAGCCUGGUGCAGGUCUACAAUUUUGUUUCUGGUGUCCUUUGACAGCUCUUUGGUCUUGGCCAUAGUGGAGUUUGGAGUGUGACUGUUUGAGGUUGUGGAUAGGUGUCUUUUAUACUGAUAACAAGUUCAAACAGGUGCCAUUAAUACAGGUAACGAGUGGAGGACAGAGGAGCCUCUUAAAGAAGAAGUCACAGGUCUGUGAGAGCCAGAAAUCUUGCUUGUUUGUAGGUGACCAAAGACUUAUUUUCCACCAUAAUUUGCAAAUAAAUUCAUUAAAAAUCCUACAAUGUGAUUUUCAGGAUUUUUUUUUCUCAAUUUGUCUGUCAUAGUUGACAUGUACCUAUGAUGAAAAUUACAGGCCUCUCUCAUCUUUUUAAGUGGGAGAACUUGCACAAUUGGUGGCUGACUAAAUACUUUUUUUCCCCACUGUAUAUGAGCUGGCCAAGGAGCGCAGGGCUCUGGGUGGCAAAGGUCCCUGUCUAACCUGCAUUGUCCUUUGCAUGUUGUUCCAGGUCAGGCAUAAUUUGUCGGCGGUGCUCCUGGCCACCAUGAACAUCCUGUUCAUGCAGUACAAGCGUCUGAAGGGCGCCGCAGCAGGAACCCCUGGUCGCCCACAGAGAUCCAUGGAGGACAGAGACUCGGUGAGGAGAUGGUGACCUCUCAGGGCAAUACUGGCCAUGGGAUGAAAAUGGAGGAACUUUAUUAAGUCUUUGAGGGACUUUUGGGGGCUACGUGUUAUGAUGGACUGGGCAGUAAAGACAUGCCUCUGCUCUAUUAUGUGAUAUUUCAUUGAAUAAUGAGUACUGUGCCGUCUUGUCUUGUUUUUAUCUGUUUUGACACGCAUGGUUGAUUUCACUGUCAGCUCUAAGAUGUUAACAUGCCCUUUUGGCCUUUUUCUGUGUUUGUCAACAGCAACUGCGCAGCCAGGCUCGAGCACUGAUCACGUUUGCUGGGAUUAUCCCAUACCGCAUGGCAGGCGACACCAAUGCCCGGCUGGUGCAGAUGGAGGUCCUAAUGAACUGACUCCAAAAUACCCCCAACCCCCAGCCAUACCCACCCUUCUCAUCAACUGUCUGAUUUUUUUGAAUUUCUUUGGCAUUGUCCCCAUUUUUCCCAUUUCUUUGUCCUUAUGUUGCUCCAUAUUUGUAUUUUUUCAUAAAUUGAAAUAAAAUGUCAGUUCAAUUUAA
Messenger RNA from Coregonus sp. 'balchen', 14753 nucleotides. The record is from the annotation of a GenBank genome assembly. Lineage: Eukaryota; Metazoa; Chordata; Actinopteri; Salmoniformes; Salmonidae.